CAAUCAAAAAAUGACAAUUUUGAACUUGGAGCACUUUCCCGAUGUGUGCCGUAUAUGUGUUCAACCAAAAGCGAGCGAGGAGCUAAUAUCUAUCAAAUCAAGUACCGUGGAGAAUGUGGACCGAACUAUUCUGGAGCUGCUUGAUGAUAUAACCACCGGGAUCCCGAAGGAUGUUUCAGAGAAACUUCCAAAUGCAAUGUGUUCUGCAUGCUUUGCCGUUUUCGAAUUUGUCGUUCAAUACCAACAGAAAAUCAGAUUGCUUACCAAGUUUCUAAUGGCAUGGGCUCAAUUCAAAGCGGGAAAUAUCGUAGCAAUUGUGGAUUUGUUCGAAAGCGACGGUGCUAAGCUUAUUAAAGUAAUUAAAGAGUUGGGCUUGUGUAAAAAAGAGACAGUACAAGUAGAGGACCUUUUGAAGGAAUUUCGCUCAAAGAAAACUGAUGAUGAUGAUACGUAUGGAACGAAAUCGACAACUAGAGGUGUCAAGUACGAAUAUACGGAAUAUUACAAUGUAGAAUACAUAGAUGAAGAUAUUGAACCGAAAAUUCAAGAAUCUCCUGAGGAUAAGCACUGUGACGACCCUAUUGUUGAGUUUUUAAUUGAUAUUGAUGGAGAUAAUAAUGUAACAGACAACGCAGGUGUCAAAAAUAUAACGCCAGUCGAUAUAGUUGCAAAGCCGAAGCCUAAGGUUAGGAUGCUGCAGUGUACUUAUUGCGUUUAUCGAACAACUUCGAAGGAUAUGUUCCAGAAUCAUAUAGAGAGGCACGAACAUCCGGAUGAUGAUAAUCCUUGGAAGUGCUCGUAUUCUAACUGUAGUGAGGCAUAUCCAACCAAAGAAGAUCUGUUACAGCAUAAGAGAGAAAUUCAUUCUAAAUACGUUUGCGGUAUUUGUGGAACGAUUCUAAAGCAUAAGUAUACGUUGGAAGUACAUCUUCGACGGCAUGCAGGGGAUAGUAAAUAUCCGUGCCAAUACUGUUCGACAUCGUAUUUUACUGCGAAUGAACUUAAGCUGCAUUUGUCGGUCAUGCAUUUAGCUGUUGCAGAUGUCCAGUGUAAUACAUGUGGGUUGACAUUCAAAAAUAAAAAAUCUUUGAGAUUACACGAAAAAGUCCACUCAAAUCAGAGGAGUUUUCCAUGUGACGAAUGUAGUAUGGCUUUCAAAACGUCUGCCCAUCAGCGACGGCAUCACAACACUGUCCAUCGGGCUAUAAAGUUCAAUUGUACAUUGUGUAGUGUAAGCUAUGGUCGUAAGGAUAAACUGCGAAUGCACAUGGAAAAGACGCACAAGAUUCAGACGUACUUUCCCUGUCAUAUCUGUCUAAAGUCCUUUUCAGCAGCAGAUGACUUGGAAGAGCAUAUGGAGCAUCAUAGGAAUCCGAAACACUUGGAGUGUGGAACAUGCCUUGCAGCAUUUAUGGAGCAGACUGAUUUCAACGAGCAUCUUUGUAUAACCUAUCGCGACGAUUACGUCUGUUGCAAUAGAGAUUUUAAGUUUCAUUUGCAGUUUAACAAGCAUAUGUUUCUGGCACACGGACUUAGAACUAACGUGCGAGUUAAACCAGUAGCCGACCAACUGCUUGGGGCAUCUAGAGCCUCCCGAAAGUCCAUAGAACGUUGCCCAAAAUGUGGCCAGUCAUUUCCUACGAGAAAGAAAAAGAAAGAGCAUACAGCCCUAUGUGAGAUGGAUCAGGAUACGAGCUUAUCCAAUUUGCAGACGCAAUGUCUUGAGUUUCGCGAAAGCAUAAAGGAUCCCCUUUCUUUUUCAAAUGUAUAAUCUGUU
Sabethes cyaneus is the source of this 1777-nucleotide messenger RNA. Its product is annotated as zinc finger protein 439-like. NCBI's taxonomy places the organism in Eukaryota, Metazoa, Arthropoda, Insecta, Diptera, Culicidae. Gene Ontology annotation, biological process: regulation of transcription by RNA polymerase II. Bases 11 to 1771 code for a protein of 586 amino acids. Gene Ontology annotation, cellular component: nucleus. Gene Ontology annotation, molecular function: zinc ion binding; DNA-binding transcription factor activity, RNA polymerase II-specific; RNA polymerase II transcription regulatory region sequence-specific DNA binding. The transcript is spliced from 4 exons. The record is from RefSeq and is a predicted model, not a curated record.